AUGCAGGAGGAAUUCACGGCUGGUGGAGGCGGCGCGAGAGGCUACUGCGACGUCGAAGAGAUUAAGAACGCGAUUAAAGAGUGCGAAGGAUUGGAAGGCAAAAAGUUAGAAGCCUGUUACGCGCAGUACGGGUGCGAUAUUAACAUCGUGACCGAUCACUACGCGAAAGUUGCCGGGGUGGAGAAGAAAAGCCAAGACGAGAAGUAG
Messenger RNA from Bathycoccus prasinos, 207 nucleotides. RefSeq lists its product with no specific name. The coding region runs from base 1 to 207 and encodes 68 amino acids. Lineage: Eukaryota; Viridiplantae; Chlorophyta; Mamiellophyceae; Mamiellales; Bathycoccaceae. The transcript has 2 exons. The record is from RefSeq and is a predicted model, not a curated record.